AUGAUGGAGAGCAUGACCCAGCUGAUGUUCAAGGGCUACGAGGAGGCCCGGGUGGCCCUCACCACGCUGCUUUUCACCGUGCCCUGCUGCAUCCUCAUAGGCGUUGAGUACGGCGUGUUCGACAACGGCGAGCUCGUGCAGCAAUUCCAGGACGUGCGGGACCUCAAUCUCCUGACGGACUACCGGGACCAGCUCUGGGCCGCGGUCUGCUUCAGCGUGAUCAACAGCAUCGAGAAGAUCCUCAGGUUUUCCCUCGUGGACCCCUGGCUGCAUGAGAAGGGGGACGGCUUCCCCAUCCUGUACGUCCGCUCCCACGCCGCGCGCCUGCCUGGCGGCCUGGUGCGGGACUGGCUGUUCCGCUGCAAGGAGAUGCUCGAGAAGACAGAGGGGCGCCUGGUGCUCAAGGCGCGCGAGAUCUCAGACCUGUACGGUCACUAUGUGCAGCAGGUCAAGGAGCGCGCCUACGGCCUGUCAGACCCCCACCGCGCCAUACUGCUGCGCAAGGCUAUGCACUACUUCAACACGCGCCGCCUGCACCUGGAGCGCCGCAAGCCGGGCGCCGUCGGGCUGGGAGCGCUGCCGGGGGCGGCAAGGGCGGCGGCUGCGGUGCUGUCCAAGCCGAUGAUCACGCACCUGAUCGCGGACGGCCUGGCGCCAGGUCAGCAGCUGUCCAAGAUGCUGGCGGACAUCCUGCUGGACAGCAGCGGCCUGGUAACCUUGGACCUGUCUAAGAACAACAUGGACGACGCGGCUGUGGCGGGGGUGAUGGACGCGCUGCGCAUCAACGAGGACAUGCAGAUACAGUUCCUGGACCUCUCAGGCAACUCCAUCAGCGCCCAGGGCUGCGCCGCGGUGGCCGAGACCCUGGGUUCCAACAGCAGCGUCUACGCGCUCAACCUGGCCGGCUGCCCCUGCCGCGACGAGGGGGCGAUCGCGAUCGCGGAGGCUCUGAAGAGCAACAUAGGGCUGUUCCGCCUCGACCUCACCGGCUGCCACAUCGGCCCCGAGGGCGCCAUCGCGCUGGCGACGGCGCUCAAACAGAAUUCUGUCCUCACGGUGCUCAGCCUCAGGGGGACACUCAUAGGCAACCAGGGCGUGGACGCCAUGUGCCGUGCGCUGCGCGCGAACAGCUUCCUUAAAGACCUGGACCUCAGCCACCUGGCGGUGGACGACAAGGCCGCAAACUGCAUCGCGCAGAUGCUGGCGGUGAACAAGGGCGUCGAGCGGCUGGUGCUGACCCACACCAACAUCACGGACCAGGGGGCGCAGCUCAUCUGCAACGCGCUGCAGACCAACGGCACCCUGCAGUCCAUAGACGUGAGCGGCAACGCCUCGAUGGACAAGUCGUGGCAGAAGCUGCUCAACCACGUGGCCAAGGGGAAGCCCAGGAGCUGA
This is a messenger RNA of Monoraphidium neglectum, 1395 nucleotides long. Its product is annotated as Protein NLRC3. The record is from RefSeq and is a predicted model, not a curated record. Gene Ontology annotation, molecular function: small GTPase binding; GTPase activator activity. Lineage: Eukaryota; Viridiplantae; Chlorophyta; Chlorophyceae; Sphaeropleales; Selenastraceae. Gene Ontology annotation, biological process: activation of GTPase activity; nucleocytoplasmic transport. The coding region runs from base 1 to 1395 and encodes 464 amino acids. The transcript is spliced from 10 exons. Gene Ontology annotation, cellular component: cytosol; perinuclear region of cytoplasm; nucleus.